Salvia hispanica is the source of this 1825-nucleotide messenger RNA. RefSeq names its product putative serine/threonine-protein kinase PBL3. NCBI's taxonomy places the organism in Eukaryota, Viridiplantae, Streptophyta, Magnoliopsida, Lamiales, Lamiaceae. Gene Ontology annotation, biological process: protein phosphorylation. The record is from RefSeq and is a predicted model, not a curated record. Gene Ontology annotation, molecular function: ATP binding; protein kinase activity.
GAGAGAGAGAGAGAGAGAGAGAGGCAGCAUCCGCAUCUCCUUCAGUUCUACGCAUUUUCCAUCUCGCUUCCGCCUUUUUCACACCCACACCCCCUUUUCUCUGCGCAAGUGAGAAAGAGAGAGAAGUUUCUUCCUUGUUGCGCAAAACAAUUUCUACUUUUCCAUCUUUCUUGUCAUCUACUUUCCCCGCUUCCACCUGCAUACACCAAAACGCUUGCGAAUUUAGUCGGGGAACUUGCCUUAUUUACUGCCCCAUUCCAUUAUUAGCCCGAUUGUUUGGUUGCAUCUACACUUUCCUCCACUCCUUUUCAAGGAUUUUUCACAAUCCUUUUCGUCACUGCUCUGCUCUCUUCUAGGUAUGGGAAAUUGCUUUGGUUCCUCUGCAAGAGUUGACGCCACUCUCAGCACCACUUCUGAAGCAUCGAGAUUUGCCUGCAAAAACAGCAACUCAUCAGCUCCAUCCAACAUAAGCAUUCCCUCGUACAGUGCUAAAAGCAGUGCAGAAAGCCUCCCCACUCCGAGAUCAGAAGCUGAGAUUCUCUCAUCCCCUCAUGUGAAGGCGUUCUCCUUUAACGAGUUAAAGAAUGCUACAAGAAACUUCCGACCUGACAGUCUUCUUGGGGAGGGAGGAUUCGGCUAUGUCUUCAAAGGAUGGAUCGACGAGCAUACUCUUACUGCUGCCAGGCCUGGAUCAGGGUUGGUCAUUGCUGUCAAGAAGUUAAAGCCUGAAGGGUUCCAAGGCCAUAAAGAGUGGUUGACAGAAGUUAAUUACUUGGGUCAGCUUCGCCAUCCAAACCUAGUUAAACUUAUUGGCUACUGCUCGGACGGUGACAAUCGGCUAUUGGUCUACGAAUUCAUGCCAAAAGGAAGCCUAGAGAAUCACUUGUUCAGAAGAGGGCCUCAACCUCUAUCUUGGGCUACUAGAAUCAAGGUGGCUAUAGGUGCUGCCAGAGGCCUUUCUUUCUUGCAUGAAGCUGAAGAGCAAGUCAUAUACAGAGAUUUUAAAGCAUCAAACAUUCUUCUAGACGGGGAAUUCAAUUCGAAGCUGUCCGAUUUCGGUUUGGCAAAAGCUGGCCCAACUGGUGAUAGGACCCAUGUGUCAACUCAAGUUAUGGGUACACAUGGAUAUGCUGCACCUGAGUAUGUUGCCACAGGUCGGUUGACAGCAAAGAGCGAUGUUUACAGCUUUGGGGUGGUUAUGCUCGAGCUGCUAUCUGGGCGCCGUGCUGUUGACAAAACGAAGGUAGGUGUCGAGCAAAACCUAGUGGAUUGGGCAAAGCCAUACAUGGGCGACAAGAGAAAACUGUUCCGCAUAAUGGACAUCAAACUGGAGGGGCAAUACCCUCAGAAAGCAGCCUUCACCGCUGCCACCAUUGCUGUGCAAUGCCUGAGCCACGAGGCGAAGCAGAGGCCUCGUAUGGCGGAGGUCUUGGCCAAACUGGAAGAGCUCCAAGCGCCCAAGUGCGCAAUCAGACACUUGAAGACAGACAAUCAGCAAGGUGAGCACGUGCCCAUUUUGCAGUCGAAGCACCAUUCGCCUAUGAAUAUGACACCGUUGGCAUCUCCUGUGCCAGCACACCGUAGAUCCCCCCGUGUAAGAUGAGGCGGGUUGCUAGUUGUUGUAUGCUUAUCAUAUGAUAUUACCUUAAUAUUCAUCUGUAAAUUUCCCACUUAGGAUCACAUUUUCGUGUUCGUAUUGGUGGUGGAUUGUGGGCUUAUGAGUGAAAUCUAAUAUCUGUAUUAUUUUUUUGGGAGGGAAAUUCAAUAUGAAUUGAAUCCGAGAUCUCUCCUUUUCACAUAAAAGAAGCCCAUUUUAUUUCCUUAA